Pseudoliparis swirei is the source of this 5659-nucleotide messenger RNA. RefSeq names its product nucleolar protein 10 (gene nol10). Gene Ontology annotation, cellular component: nucleolus; nucleus; 90S preribosome. Gene Ontology annotation, molecular function: protein binding. The transcript has 21 exons. Lineage: Eukaryota; Metazoa; Chordata; Actinopteri; Perciformes; Liparidae. The record is from RefSeq and is a predicted model, not a curated record. Gene Ontology annotation, biological process: maturation of SSU-rRNA from tricistronic rRNA transcript (SSU-rRNA, 5.8S rRNA, LSU-rRNA). The coding region runs from base 89 to 2383 and encodes 764 amino acids.
CUCCGAGGCAACAACGUGGAUACGGUGCUGCUGACCCGGCGUGCAGUCUCUGUGUUGCGCGUGACCAGCGCCUCGCUCACUCCCCGCCAUGCAGAUUUCCAACGUCAACGACGUGAAGAUCUACAACUUGAGCCACGGGAAGUCUCUUCCGGAGUGGCUCUCAGAUCGGAAGAAGAGACAGUUACAAAAGAAAGAUGUCGACAUCCAGCGCAGGAUCGAGCUCAUCCAGGACUUCGAGAUGCCCACGGUGUGCACCUCCAUCAAAGUGUCCCGGGACGGGCAGUUCAUCCUGGCAACCGGCACCUACAAGCCCAGGAUCCGCUGCUACGACACCUACCAGCUGUCCCUGAAGUUUGAGCGCUGUCUGGACUCGGAAGUCGUGGCUUUCGACAUCCUGUCUGACGACUACUCGAAGUUGGUGUUUCUGCACUCCAACCGCUACGUGGAGUUCCACUCGCAGCACGGACAAUACUACAAGACGCGAAUUCCCAAGUUCGGCCGGGACUUCUCUUACCACUACCCGUCCUGCGACCUCUAUUUUGUGGGCGCGAGUUCCGAGGUGUUCAGACUGAAUCUGGAACAAGGGCGCUUCCUCAACUCUCUUCAGACGGAUGCUGUGGAAAACAAUGUGUGUGACAUCAACCCCGUCCAUCACUUGUUUGCCACAGGAACCUCUGAGGGCCGAGUCGAAUGCUGGGACCCUCGAGUCCGGAACCGAGUGGGCGUGCUGGACUGCGCCCUAAGCAGCCUCUCCGAGGGAGCAGAAGUGCAAAGCUUGCCUUCGAUUAGUGCUCUGAAGUUCAACGGCUCCCUCGCCAUGGCGGUCGGCACCAGCACCGGACAGGUGCUGCUCUAUGACCUGCGCUCCAGCCGGCCGAUGCUGGUCAAGGAUCACUUCUACAGCCUGCCGAUCAAGUCGAUCAACUUCCACGAUCCCCUGGACCUGGUGGUGUCCGCCGACUCCAAGAUCAUUAAGCUCUGGAACAAAGACACCGGCAAGGCCUUCUCCUCCAUAGAGCCUCAGACCAACAUCAACGACGUCUGCAUCUACCCGAACUCAGGUAUGCUCUUCACGGCCAACGAGGAUCCCAAGAUGAACACCUUCUACAUCCCGGCCCUGGGCCCGGCACCUCGGUGGUGUUCCUUCCUUGACAACUUGACGGAGGAGCUGGAGGAGAGCCCCGAGAGCACCGUGUACGACGACUACAAGUUUGUGACCCGGAAGGACCUGGAAAAUCUGGGUCUGGCUCACCUGGUGGGAUCAUCUCUCCUGAGAGCCUACAUGCACGGCUAUUUCAUGGACAUCCGGCUUUAUCACAAGGUCAAAACCAUGGCCAAUCCUUUCGCAUACGACGAGUAUCGCAAGGAUAAGAUCCGCCAGAAGAUCGAGGAGUCCAGGACCCAGAGGGUGCCGAUCAAGAAGCUGCCCAAGGUGAACAAGGAGCUGGCCCUCAAGCUGAUGGAGCAGGGUGACGAGGAGGCGGAGAUGGCUUCUCGGAAAAAGAAGGGCAAGGUGCUCCCCAGCGUCCUGGGAGACGACCGCUUCAAGGUGAUGUUCGAAAACCCCGACUACCAGGUGGACGAGCAGAGCGAGGAGUUCCGCCUCCUCAACCCCAUCGUCUCCAGGGUGGGACAGAAGAGGCAGAAGAAGCUGCGUCUCAUGGCCCAGCAGGUCGCCGCGUCCCAGAAGGCGGACGACGACGAGGAAGAAGAGCCCGAGGGCCGAGCGAGCUCCGAGGAGGAGAGCUCGGACGACGACAAGAGCUGGGUGGAGGAGGUGAGGGAGCAGCGGAGGCAGAUCUGGGAGGAGGGCCGGGACCGCCACCGGCAGAAGAGGAAGGACGACCGCAACACCGACCUGCUGGAGACGGAACCGAGCGGAGGAGGAGAGGAAAACAUGGCCGACGGCACGAGGACAAGACGGCCUCAGUAUUACCAGAUCAAAGCCGGGGAGGAGUUCAGAAGCUUUAACGACAUGGCCCGCAAGCAGAGACUCCAGAAGGCUUCUUUGGAGGACCGGCUGAAGUUGGAGGAGCACUCGGGAACCAGCAACGUGGUCGACACGGCAGUCGGCAGCAAGCAGCUGAGCUUCACCCUCAGGAAGUCGGAGCAGCAAAGGAAGCAGCAGCAGGCGGAAAGGGAACACCACGAGGAGAGGAGGAAGCUGAGGCGCUCGGCCGAACACCUGAGCAGCGAACGCGGGAGAGGACGUGGCGGGAGAGGCGGCGGUGGUGGUUUCGGCGGGAGAGGACGCGGCGGCGGUGGUUUUGGCGGGAGAGGACGCGGCGGCGGUGAUUUUGGCAGGAGAGGACGCGGCGACGGCGGUGGCAGAGGACGCGGCGGGAGGGGAGGAGGAGGAGGAGAAGGGAGAGGCCGCUACUAAGAUGGGCGGCCUAGUCGAGGACGACACAGUCCUGGGCUCACGGCGAGGCCUUCUGGACCUCGACUUUGAAGCGUCCUGGUUUCUCCGCUCCAGAGACGGACUGGAGAUGCUGCACUCGGGGCAGAGACUGAUGAACACUCGCUGCUCCUGGGUGGUCUGGGUUUCGCUGCUCUCUGCACAUUCAGAGCUCAAGCCUGUGUGCCUAUGACGUUUAUGCCAUUAUCCAAAAGUACCGUGAUGAUUUCUUUUCUUUUUUAAUAAGUGGAGACGGCCUCAGGCGGAGUCGGAGUGAAGAGCUGAAAGGACUUGACUUAACCUGCCUCGUCUCGGGCGUCUGGAGUGUGAGCCUACGAUUUCAGUUAAUGGGAGGGGAGAAAAAUGUGUGCUUGUGCAACUAAAAAAGAGUUGGUAUUUUCAACGCUCUGUUAUUACUGACGAUCGUUGACACCACCCAGUACAAUUUAUUAUAUUUUUAACAAAACCUUGCUUGUCUCCUUUGUUUUUAAUGCCAGAAUGUCUCGAUGAAACUAGAGCAGCAGCAGCUCACUCCAUGUGUCAGAGAAGAAGAGAAAAAUGUGAAUGAGGAACUUUAUUUUUUUUCUAUCUUUUUUUCCAUCUGUCUUUUUCUUCCCGCCAACAACUGCGGUUCUUGGAAAACGAGGGACUGCCUGAGUGUCCUUCCCAUCCCCCAGAGUGCUGAUGGUGUGAACCCUGUCUGCUCCACCAUUGGUCCAUUUCCAAAAAGGGGGGGGGGGGGGGAGUGUCUCAGCCCAACACUGGGCCCCAGGCUCAUUUAAACUCAUUUGACGUCGCCAAGCUUUUUGCACCACGACCCAUCCGUCUGUAUUUAGUGACCGCGUGAACAACGCCUAAUUGAGGAGAAAUCCAUUCAUUAGCAUGUUGGACGACAAAUUCUGCAAGAAUCCUGAACAUGGUCCCAACGCUGUAACCUUUAGAGCAGGGCUGUCAAACUCAUCUCCACCGUGGGCCACAGCAGCGUCAUGGCCGCCCUCAAAAGGCCGGUCAUAACUGAAACACUAUAAACUAGAACGGGCACUCGGUAGAGCGCAUACCUUCGCAUAUCACAAGAUUGGGCAUUGAAUUAUGAACAUUUUGGCAUUAGUUGCAUACCAAUUGGAUAAAAAUUGACUGCUAUUGUAAAAAGAAGAUUUUGACCUUUCCAUGACCUUGACCUUUGGCCCGAUUGAUCCCAAAAUCGAAUCAAAUGGUCCCCGGAUAAUAACCAAUCAUCCCACCAAAUUUCAUGCGAUUCUGUUUAAAACUUUUUUUGUUAUGCGAAUAACAUGCAUACAAAUAAAUAAAUACACAGCGAUCAAAACAUAACCUUCCGCAUUUGCAAUGCGAAGGUAACUACUCCCGAACGUUUGAUUGUUUAUUUGAGUGUAGAAAUAUUGUACACAAGAACAUUUCUCUAAUAUUAUAACAUAACUCCAUUUAAUUUGAAACUAUAACAGAAAAAGCACAGGAUAUUUUUCUUAAAUUUCUUUAAGAAAAGGUGACGUGGCCGAAUGUCUUUCAAGCCGUCAGGGGCCACAUAAAAUGGUCGGGUCGGCACCUGGUGGUUUGACACCUGUGCUUUAGUGGAACGCUCCACGGUUUGGACAAUGCACUCAUUUCACUGUCUUGUUGAGUUCCUCAAGAGGAUUGAUACCACUCAUGUCGGUACGUUACAUAGGAAGCCAAAGCUGGCAGCCGCUAAGCUAAGCUAAGCUCCAAGCUAAGCUUAGCUUAGCUUAAAGACUGGAAAUGGGGAAAGAGCUAGUCUGGUUCUGCUCAAGAACAACACCACUCGCAUACCAGCAUCUCUUUAAAGUUCACUGACUCGAUCUAAACUGAACAAAACUUUUCUUUCUUUUUUAACCCUUGUGUUGCCUUCGGGUCAUUUUGACCCGAAUCAAUAUUACACCCUCCCCCCGCCUUAGGAUUAAUUUGACCCCAUUCAAUGUUUAAUGUCGGUGUUCUUUCAGUAGUCAACAAACAAACAUAAAGUGCCUCACACUUAAACUUGGAAAACAAUAUUAAUUCUAAUAAUUUUCUGGAGGUUUUAAUUGCUGGCGUCAAAUUGAACCCAAAGGGUAAAAUAUGUUAGUAAAUAUAAAGGUAACAGGAGGGUGAAACAUUGAAUCGGGUCAAAAUGACCCAAAGGCGGGGGGAGGGUGUAAUAUUGAUUCGAGCAUGUCGUCCGCUUCACUCUUGCUAACACUUAGACCCAAACCCGUCUCUCCCGGAGUCAACGAGCAAUGAACGGCUAGAAGCUCUUCAGACGUGUUCCAGUCUUCGUGCUAAGCUAAAAUAGUGCAGUCCAGCUCCAUAUUUCCCGUACAGAUGUAAGAUUGGUACCGCCAGAUGCUAACUCCCAGCCACAAAAAAACAGUAGGCGGUUUCCUCAAAAAAUGGCAAAAACUAUUCCUUUAAAUUUGGACAUGACCUUUUUAUUGUCGUGUCACUUGAUAUACAGCUAACUAGAUCAGGAUAUGGCUGUUUUCAUACAAAAAAACAUGUAAUUGGUGCAAAUCCUUUGGAGGAUGAACAGUAAGCUUAUUAUCCAGGUAUUGGUGGAGAGAUUACCAUCAGUUUGAUGGUCGAUGGCAGAGGCCAGGCGACUAAGCCCCCGGCCUAGCGCCCUGCUUAUGGUUUUGAUACUGUCCCACUAGAAUGAAAUAAAAACCAUUUAGUUCCUUAAUCCGGCUUCCUUUCCUUCUCUUUCACAAUGCUGUGGCCUCACCAUGGCGACUGGCAACCAGUUCACAGGAAGUGGGUCAACCGAAGCUGACACAACGAUUAACAGACCUGCCCAUGUGAGAAAGUGUAACUUGAUAUAUUUGACCACGUGUGUGCCAAACCAUGACGUAACCGUUGCGUAUGCCCCGGUGGUUUGAGACUUCUGUCUCGUGGAAUUCAUCAAGCCACGUUUUCUUUCACUUGCCUGCAAAUCAGAGAUUGAUUGCACCGGAGACAUCGGGCGCAUUUGCAACUCACGGUGGGUUUCAGGUUUCAAGAAGCAAACAGCAGGGAGCCUUUAGUUUAAUGUGCCUGAAUCACACCAUGUCUCGUGGUUCCGUCAUGAUGGUAAAUGUUCCCUGUUUUUCUCAGAAAGGAGGUUUUUUGAGGCCGUGUCCCCGUUGGAUGAUCCACAGAGGACACUGUCAACACGUUUUAUUGGUUUAUAUAAUUGGGAGGGCUGCUGUGAUGUCACUUCAGAGUAACCAGCACACUGGGGAAAUAAGUCCAUAAAGUAAAACUAAUUAAAACCUC